AUGCAAGGGCGAGCCAAUCGAGAUGAGCGGGAAGAUAAGAAUGGCCCAACCCAACGCGAAGACAAUAAGAACCCAGAGCUCGAACCACUUCUCACUGCGCACUAUGCAAAUAACCUUGGAAUUGACAACAUGGCAUCCGCCAGUACUCAGGAAACUGUGUUGGAGUCCCACGCAGAUCCUUUAAUGGGGAAACGAGUGCUGCGAAAGAUCGACAUGCAAUUAGUGCCACUAAUGUUUUUUUCUUAUAUGUUGAAUUUCAUGGAUAAAACUAUUCUGUCCAGCGCGGCUGUUUUUGGUUUACGUGGUGAUACGGGAUUGGUUGGCCAGCAGUAUAGUUGGGUCUCUUCAGCGUUUUACUUUGGCUAUCUGGGCUGGUCUUAUCCCACUACCUUGCUCAUUGCUCGUUUUCCGAUCGGGAAGUACAUGACUGCCAACACAUUUUUCUGGGGAACCGUGGUGGCUCUUACCGCGGCAUGUACCAACUUUGGUGGUCUCAUCACUGUUCGACUUCUACUUGGUAUUGCCGAAGCCACUGUUACCCCAGCCUUUAUGUUCAUUACAUCAACCUGGUACACGCGUGAUGAGAUUCCCACCAGGACAGGCUUUUGGUUUGCCGGUAAUAGCGCAGGAGGAAUUGUUUCCAGUCUCAUGGCUUACGGCCUCGGCCACGUGAAAGAUCACGUUGGUGCAUGGAGGUGGAUGUUUAUUGUUCUCGGCGUUGCAACUUUUCUCUGGGCCUUCGUAGUCUGGAUCCUUCUACCAGACUCGAUUUCCAAAGCAAAGUUCCUAUCGGAAGAAGAGCGCCAGUUUGCAGCUAAAAGGGUUCUUAUUUCCGGUACAGGUAACACAGAAAAAACAGCAUGGAGGUGGGACCAGGUCGUUGAGUGUCUCAUGGACCCCAAAACCUGGCUAAUUUUCGGUCUGGAAUUAUUGACGCAGAUCCCGAAUGGUGGUACACAGAACUUCUCCAAUCUCGUCAUUGAGUCGUUUGGUUUCUCGAGUCUGGAAUCGACUCUGGUCAAUAUUCCUUACAGUGUUGUUAGCAUUGCCACGAUUGUUGGGACUGGUUGGCUUGCUGGACGUUUCCGCCAGCUGAACUGCCUGCUGGUUAUAGCUGUUGUCAUACCGCCCGUGGUUGGGAGUGCAAUUAUUUAUUGCCGUGCCCAUAUAGCCUUGGGCGUCCAGCUGUUUGGAUAUUUCCUUUUAUCAACCGGGCCAGCGGCAAUGCCCCUCGUGAUGGCAUUGGUACAAGCGAAUUAUCGUGGCGUCACAAAAAAGAUGACCAUCACCGCCAUGCUUUUCCUUGCGUACUGUGCAGGAAACAUCUCUGGACCGCAGUUCUUCCUUAGCAGAGAAGCCCCAACUUAUAACACAGCAUUCCGCACUAUCAUGAUCUGUUAUGCGCUCUCGAUACUGCUUGCUAUACUACUCCGCAUUUACCUUCAAUGGUCAAACUCUCAGCGUGUUUCCAAGGAGGGAUUCGAGGGCAGUGCUGGAAAUGCUGGAGCUGUGGGUAAUGUGAAGAGGCUUGAUGGGGAUCGGGAUCCAAAUACUAUGGCGGAUAUGCUGAAUCAAGCCCAACUGGUAUCUAAUGACUAUGAGGAUAUUACGGAUUGGAAGACGCCGGGAUUCAGGUAUCGAUACUAG
Molecule: messenger RNA, 1647 nt
Organism: Penicillium taxi
Lineage: Eukaryota; Fungi; Ascomycota; Eurotiomycetes; Eurotiales; Aspergillaceae
Exons: 3
Coding region: 1-1647 (548 amino acids)
Biological process (GO): tripeptide transport; dipeptide transport; allantoate transport
Cellular component (GO): plasma membrane
Molecular function (GO): dipeptide transmembrane transporter activity; allantoate transmembrane transporter activity
Source: RefSeq, a predicted model, not a curated record